AGUGGGAGGAUUAGUACCCCAUGGUUAGUGUCAGUGGAAGGAAUAGUGCCCCAUCAUUGGUGUCAGUGGGAGGAUUAGUACCCCAUGUUGGUGUCAGGAAGGAAUAGUGCCCCAUGGUUGGUGUCAGUGGGAGGAAUAGUGCCCCAUCGUUGGUGUCAUGGGAAGGAAUAGUGCCCCAUCAUUGGUGUCAGUGGGAGGAAUAGUGCCCCAUGGUUGGUGUCAGUGGAGGAAUAGUGCCCCAUCAUUGGUGUCAGUGGGAGGAAUAGUACCCCAU
Molecule: messenger RNA, 274 nt
Organism: Staurois parvus
Lineage: Eukaryota; Metazoa; Chordata; Amphibia; Anura; Ranidae
Source: the annotation of a GenBank genome assembly